Messenger RNA from Leptonychotes weddellii (Weddell seal), 1563 nucleotides. The record is from RefSeq and is a predicted model, not a curated record. NCBI's taxonomy places the organism in Eukaryota, Metazoa, Chordata, Mammalia, Carnivora, Phocidae.
CCCUGCACCGUCUGUGCUAGAAGCCUGUCUCGGGAGAACCGGACUGGCCACAUGCAGGUUGGGGAGCAGAUGGUGCAGAGAAAGGGCUUCUCCCGGCAUAAAUGCCACACCUUGACGAGGAACCAGCCACAGAGCCUCAGGUCUGCCACCCCGCUCAGAAGGUACAAGAGGCAGAUGCUGAGGGUAGGCUUUGUGUGAGGGCCCCACCCGGGUGAGGCAGGGCCAGAGCGGCUGGGGGGCCUGGACCCUCCUUCAGCCCUUAGUGUACAGAGCCCCCAGGCGAUGGAGAAGGGGCGUGUGCUGGAGGUUCCACAGUGUUCACCAAGGGAAUAUUCUAGACCAUCUCUGAGCACGGUCCUCGCCCAUGGCUCUGUGCCCCCUGAGGCCAGGUGGGGGGUGAGCCCAGGCCCCUAGAAGGAGGCAGCUGCCCCUUGGGGUGAUGCAGGGGCACAGAGGGGGUUGAACUGCAAGGCCACUCCUGGGCCUGGGGGCUGCAGAGCCCAUCAGGACGGCAGCCUGGACAGGACCAUCUAGUAGCUUCUGUCCCUCAGGCCUGAGCUGGAGGUGUGGCUCAUCAUGGGCACAGAGCUGUCCCCAGCCCUGGGUGAAGCAGCCUGGGAAGAAGGUGGGGGUGUGUGGGGUCCCAGGUGCAACGGGCAUGGAGCUGUGGGCCAGUUCGUGGAGUGGGGGGCCCUUCCCUCCCUGAUGAAUAGUCUGGCUUCUGGUGUCUUGAGUGGCAUCCAGCGGGGGGCAGCGCCGAGCCACCCCUGGAGUGAUGGGUGUGUGGGGUGGGUGGUGAGUCACCGGAGAGGAACGUGGACCCCCAGGGAAGGCCCGGAAGGCUGGUCCCCCCUGGGUGCCAAGGCCGAGGCAGCCGGAAGGGCAGCGGACAUCCUGAAGAAUGUGGAGGGGCUUCCACAUAUUGUCGUCCACGUGGGAACCCGCGGCCUGCGGGAAGCGGAUGGCCUGAGGCUACUGGGGGGACAGAGUCGUCUGGGAGGGGGCCCUGCCUGUCAGCCAGCAGGGGCUCCUCAGAGCACACAGAGGCCUCGGGGGCCAGAGAUCAGGAGGGCAAGAGGCUCAGACUCCCAGCCCACCCGAGUUACAGCAGGCUACGACCUCAUGGACUCAAGGACUCAGCCAGGACCGAAACCCUCCUGUGGGACCCUGGUGGUGCAGGUGGCUGGGCCUUGCUGUGGGUGUCCUGAGGCUGAGCUGACGGGCGGGACACCUGUGGGCCCCGUGGGUCCCCCCACUCCUGUGCUGGGCCCUGGUGUGGGAGACAGCCUCGUGAGGCCCCCCACAUUCAUUGCCGCUCCGAGGGCUGCUCGCCUGUGUCCACUCUCUGGACUGUGGGUUCAAGAGUGUCCCAUGGCCCCACCUUCCCCUGAGAAUGUUGGCCGGCCGCGAAGGCAGGGGCGAGGAGACCUGAGGGGCAGCCCGAGGGUCAGGAGCAGGCCCCAGCACACAAGGGUGGCGAAGGAGCAGGGUCAGGCAAUGUUCUAGAAGGACAGGGCUGGUCUCGGGUCUGGGGGGCAGGGCCGCUGGGCUGGGCUGUGGACA